Molecule: messenger RNA, 2161 nt
Organism: Pyrus x bretschneideri (Chinese white pear)
Lineage: Eukaryota; Viridiplantae; Streptophyta; Magnoliopsida; Rosales; Rosaceae
Product: ubiquitin C-terminal hydrolase 12-like
Exons: 19
Coding region: 94-1797 (567 amino acids)
Source: RefSeq, a predicted model, not a curated record
UCCUCUAACACUUCCUCUCGCCCGCCUCUCCUUCUUUCACUGUUUCAUUCGUCUCUCAGCUCCACCGAUACGACUGCUUACUGCUCAACAGCAAUGGCGAUCAAUACUCCUCCAACGUCAGCUCAGCAAGGGCACAAAGCACUCCACUACACUAUUAUAAGGGCUGUUCGAGAUGAGGACCUGGCAGAACAAAUUGGAAGGGAUAUAUAUUUUGACCUUGUUGAUCAUGACAAAGUUCGUAAAUUCCGUAUUCACGAACAAAUGCCCUUUAAUCUUUUCAAGGAGGAGGUUGCAAAAGAGUUUGGCAUACCUGUGCGGUUUCAGCGUUUCUGGAUUUGGGCCAAGAGACAAAACCACACCUGUCGCCCCCAUCGACCAUUGACACCUGGGGAAGAAUCACAAUCAGUUGGACAAUGUAGAGAGGUAUCAAAUAAAAUGCACAAUAAGGAGCUAAAGUUGUUUUUGGAAGUAGAAUUUGGGCCGAAUCUACGUCCUAUUCCUCCUCCUGAAAAAACCAAUGAAGAUAUCCUGCUUUUUUUAAAGCUUUAUGAACCUGAGAAACAAGAACUACGUUUUGUUGGCAGGCUUUUCGUGAAGAGUUCUUCAAGGCCAGUAGAUAUUUUAGCAAAGUUGAAUCAAUUUGCUGGUUUUCCCCUUGAUGAAGAACUUGAAAUUUAUGAGGAAAUAAAGUUUGAGCCUGUUGUCAUGUGCGAACACCUUGAUAAGAUGUUCUCGUUUUGGUUGAGCCAGAUUGGAGAUGGGGACACUAUAUGCUUUCAGAAAUCUACUCUGCUUGAAAUAGACGAAGGAUGUAAAUACCCUGAUGUUCCUUCAUUUUUGGACUAUGUGCUCGAUCGCCGGGUUGUUCAUUUCCAUUCUUUGGAGAAACCGAUGGAGGAGGAUUUUUGUUUAGAAUUGUCAAAGCUACACACUUACGAUGAUGUGGUGGAGAAAUUAGCUCACCACAUUGGAUUGGAAAAUCCCACCAAAAUCAGACUCACUGCACAUAACUGCCAUUCUCAACAACCUCAGCCCCAGCCAAUAAAAUAUCAGGGAGUAGAGCAUUUAAAAGAAAUGUUAACUCAUUACAACCAAAGCUCAGAUAUUUUGUACUAUGAAGUCUUGGACAUUCCCCUGCCAGAAUUGGAAAGGCUAAAAACUCUAAAAAUUGCUUUUCUUCAUGCUACAAAAUAUGAGGUGGGGAUUCACAGUAUUAGAUUGCCGAAACAGAGCACUGUUGGGGAUCUGAUUAAUGUACUUAAAACGAAGGUAGAGCUGUCUCAUCCAAAUGCAGAACUGCGACUGCUUGAGAUUUUUUAUCACAAGAUCUACAAGAUCUUCCCAUACAGUGAGAAAAUGGAGAAUAUUAAUGACCAGUACUGGACUUUGCGUGCAGAGGAGAUUCCAAAAGAAGAGAAAAACUUGGAUCGCUAUCGUCGCUUGAUUCAUGUUUACCACUUCACGAAAGUCACUGUAUUGAACCAGAUGGUAGAAGAAGUACACAAUUUUGGGGAACCUUUCCUAUUCGUUAUCCAUGAAGGGGAAACUUUAGCUAAAGUUAAAAAAAGGAUACAAAAGAAAUUGCAAGUCCUGGAUGAGGAGUUCUCAAAGUGGAAGUUUGCAGUCGUGUCACUUGGUGGUCCAGAGUACCUGCAGGAUUCUGAUAUUGUUUCCCGACGAUUUCAGAGCAGAAAUGUUUAUGGUGCAUGGGAGCAGUACCUUGGGUUGGAGCACUCUGAUAAUGCUCCUAAGAGGGCUCACGCAGCAAAUCAAGUAGGUUCAAGUACAAGCUGCUAAAAGCGCUACAGAACUCGAGGCUGAACUGGCCCGAGUAAAGGCAGAAUGAGCAGAGGCAAUGGCGGAUCUAGAAACUGCGGUGGAUGAAAUGGAACCUCUUAAGCAGAGGUUCGCAGAUAGCUCCUUAAAAUCUGAAAACUUGAUUGUGAGGCAGACUACAUUGACAUUACAAAAGUGUGGCUCUGUUGGAACCUGGGCCGUCCUACAAGAUGCACUGAAGAAGUACUUUUAAUUUUUAGAAAUAUUUGCUUUUGUGAAUAAGCCCUUUCUUGGCCCAAAAGUUUGUAUGAACACGUCGUAAGAAAUUCAGGUAGCUUGUUUCCUCACAUUGCUCGAGUCUGAAUGGGAAGGAAGAUUGUGCUGA